UAAUGUCCUCAGCCGGGACGACUUCCGCCUCCGGGUCAGGCCCCGCCCCGCUCUCCCGGCGUCGCUUGCGAGCUGGAAUCAAAAUGGAGGAGUACGCCCGAGAGCCCUGCCCCUGGCGCAUUGUGGACGACUGUGGUGGCGCCUUCGCGAUGGGCACCAUAGGUGGCGGCAUCUUUCAAGCAAUCAAAGGCUUUCGCAAUUCUCCAGUGGGAGUGAACCACAGACUGCGAGGAAGUUUGACAGCCAUCAAAACCAGGGCUCCACACUUGGGAGGCAGCUUUGCAGUUUGGGGCGGCCUGUUUUCCAUGAUCGACUGCAGUAUGGUCCAGGCCCGGGGGAAGGAAGACCCCUGGAACUCCAUCACCAGUGGGGCCUUAACGGGGGCCAUCCUGGCGGCAAGAAAUGGACCGGUGGCCAUGGUCGGGUCGGCCGCGAUGGGGGGCAUCCUCCUGGCUUUAAUCGAAGGAGCCGGUAUCUUGUUGACGAGAUUCGCCUCUGCACAGUUUCCCAGUGGUCCUCAGUUUGCCGAAGACCCGUCGCAGUUGCCGCCCUCGCCCUUCGGAGACUGUCGACAGUAUCAGUAGGGCUUCCUCGGCGGGAGGAGACGCGGAACGUCAAGUUACAGUCCGUUUUAAACCAUAGGUGGGACAUCUGUGGCCACGUGCGCUACAAAGAGACGUUUAGCACUUUUUCUAUUUAAAGGAUCUCGGAGGGGGUUAGAAGAUAAUCCCACGUGUUUAUUUAUUCACACGUGGAUUGCACUUGCGAUGCAAGUGCCUGUCCCGUGUCUUUAAAAGAAAACAUGCUAAGUGCUUAGAAGACGAGGACCAAAGGGCAGACAGCUGUGAGACAUGGCCAUGGUCUCCCUGGGGACUUCUCCGCCUGGGUUUGUGUGUCCUGCUAGUCAAACAAUAAAAAACUCCUGGAACUUGC
Messenger RNA from Pteropus alecto (black flying fox), 933 nucleotides. RefSeq names its product translocase of inner mitochondrial membrane 17A (gene TIMM17A). The coding region runs from base 3 to 584 and encodes 193 amino acids. Gene Ontology annotation, biological process: protein import into mitochondrial matrix. Lineage: Eukaryota; Metazoa; Chordata; Mammalia; Chiroptera; Pteropodidae. The transcript has 6 exons. Gene Ontology annotation, cellular component: mitochondrial inner membrane; TIM23 mitochondrial import inner membrane translocase complex. The record is from RefSeq and is a predicted model, not a curated record. Gene Ontology annotation, molecular function: transmembrane protein transporter activity.